This is a messenger RNA of Eriocheir sinensis (Chinese mitten crab), 1055 nucleotides long. RefSeq lists its product as uncharacterized. The record is from RefSeq and is a predicted model, not a curated record. The coding region runs from base 183 to 1055 and encodes 290 amino acids. Lineage: Eukaryota; Metazoa; Arthropoda; Malacostraca; Decapoda; Varunidae. The transcript is spliced from 5 exons.
CAGCUCACGAAACUGCAAAGAAAAUACAUGCGGAGGCCCCGCUUUAUGGUGCUACAGAGGUAGACGAGAGGCCGGUCGUCAGAUCACCUCUGGCCAUUUCUCGGCCCGAGAGGGAGGACGUCGUCAGAUCACGUCCCCUGGCCAGUUCUCCGACCGAGAGGGACCUGGUCGUCACAUCACCUAUGGCCAGUUCUACGGCCGAGAGGGAGGUCGUCAGAUUACCUCUGGCCAGUUCUCAAGAUGUCAACAGAGCUGAAGGCAGACGAGACGCCAUUGACGUCUUUAGAGCAGAUACACCCAGUACGUCUGAUGAAGAACCCAGUGACGUACAAGUCCUGCCCGAGAAACAGCUGCCACAACAAAUACAAGAAAUUUUGAAUGUCGUACUAAAACAUGUAAGCAAAAAAUUUGAGGAAGUAAGCAAAAAAUUUGAGGAAGUGAAAACUUCUGUGGAUAACCUUCAGAAACAGCUGCAACCAGUACUUCCAGGACCUUCGCAGCGGGUGACUGACGGUGAGACACCUCUCCCUACCGGAUUUGUGCCUGUCCUUCCAAAGGACCCCUAUGAAGUGCUAACAUACUUCGGUUUUCCUGCUAGCACACCCGACAGUCUCGUAUCAAAACACAGGCACUACUUUCUUGGCAAUGCAUCGACAGAGCCAAUGAGAACUCACCGGUUGGCACUGAGGAAGGCAUUAGUUCAGCUAUGCCUGCUGCACAAGCCUCAGUCGGGAAAAGGGUGCGACCCUUCAUGGCGCACCCCUUGCCACGGGUGCACCUGCCGUGUUCCUGUGUGCUUGGUAGAUCCGGACCCCACCCUCGAGGGCCCGGACCACCGCGAGCUUCAGCGCGGCUUUGGGCAGAUCCGUCCAGGAAGGCUGCGGAUACCGGUGUUUGAGUGGCUCCUCGCAGCCCCCGACCGUCAACAGAACCAUAAAGGUUCUCGGACCAGCGACUCCUCUCUUUUCUCUUCCUCCCUGAUGGAGUGGAGGCGUCGUCGAGCGGACUUGCACCUUCUGCUACAGCCCUCACCGCAGGAUCAUGGGACUGCCUGA